Molecule: messenger RNA, 600 nt
Organism: Oikopleura dioica
Lineage: Eukaryota; Metazoa; Chordata; Appendicularia; Copelata; Oikopleuridae
Source: the annotation of a GenBank genome assembly
AUGAUCGGACAAGUUUUGAACGGGAAGUAUAAAGUCCUUCGCGAGCUGAAAGAAGCUAGGGAAGGAAAGGUUUACUAUGUCGUCCAGGACCAAGAAAAUGAUCAUGAAUACGUUGUGAAAUUGUUUGACAACUUCAAGUUUACCGCUCCAAAUGGACUUCAACACCAUGCUUUGAUUCUUGAAUACAUGCCUGGUGGAGAUUUGGCCCAGUUUUUCGAGAAAAUGCUCAACAAUGAAGGGGGUGAGCAGGAGCUGCCUUGGGCUCAAAACGAUGCCUUACGGAUCUCAGCCCAGCUGGUUCUUGCUUUGAACUACAUUCAUGGUAAAAACAUCAUGCACCGAGAUAUCAAACCGGAGAAUAUUCUCAUGUCCGCAGAUGGACAACAGGUGAAAAUUGCUGAUUUCAACAUUUCCCGCACUGCAACAGAAACGUUCUAUACAGGCGUCGCUGGAUCAAUGGACUACUUGGCCCCUGAAUUGGUCAAAACCCAGGGAAAUUCACCAACCUCAUUUUGCCAGGAUAUUUGGGCAGUUGGAGUCAUUUUUCAAAUGCUGUGCACCUUCAGGAUUGAUUUGACAAUACUGCUAAAAAACAGAUAA